CGUCCGACCGGGCCCCGGAAACCCCUUCCUUGGCACCAUGGCCUCGGAGUCGGUGAAGGUGGUGGUGCGCUGCCGCCCCAUGAACCGGCGGGAGCGGGACCUGAACUGCCAGCCGGUGGUGACGGUGGACUCCGCGCGCGGCCAGUGCUUCAUCCAGAACCCGAGGGCCGCCGACGAGCCCCCCAAGCAGUUCACCUUCGAUGGCGCCUACUACAUGGACCACGUCACUGAGCAGAUCUACAAUGAGAUCGCCUACCUGCUGGUGGAGGGCGUCACUGAGGGCUACAACGCCACCAUCUUUGCCUAUGGCCAGACGGGCAGCGGGAAGUCCUUCACCAUGCAGGGCCUGCUGGACCCACCCUCCCAGAGAGGCAUCAUUCCCAGGGCCUUCGAGCACAUUUUUGAGAGUGUCCAGUGUGCGGAGAAUACCAAGUUUCUGGUCCGGGCCUCCUACCUGGAGAUCUACAAUGAAGAUAUCCGUGACCUGCUGGGGGCUGACACCAAGCAGAAGCUGGAGCUGAAAGAGCACCCGGAGAAGGGAGUGCACGUGAAGGGGCUGUCCAUGCACACGGUGCACAGCGUGGCCCAGUGCGAGCACAUCAUGGAGAUGGGCUGGAAGAACCGCUCAGUCGGCUACACCCUGAUGAACAAGGACUCCUCGCGCUCCCAUUCCAUCUUCACCAUCAGCAUUGAGAUCUACGCCGUGGAUGAGCGAGGCAAGGACCACCUCCGGGCAGGCAAGCUGAACCUGGUGGACCUGGCAGGCAGCGAGCGGCAGUCCAAGACGGGUGCCACGGGGGAGCGGCUCAAGGAGGCCACCAAGAUCAACCUGUCGCUGUCGGCUCUGGGCAAUGUCAUCUCGGCCCUGGUGGAUGGGCGCUGCAAACACAUCCCCUACCGGGACUCAAAGCUGACGCGGCUGCUGCAGGACUCACUGGGCGGCAACACCAAGACGCUGAUGGUGGCCUGCCUGUCGCCUGCUGACAACAACUACGACGAGACGCUCAGCACACUGCGCUAUGCCAACCGAGCCAAGAACAUCAAGAACAAGCCACGCAUCAACGAGGACCCCAAGGAUGCCCUUCUGCGCGAGUACCAGGAGGAGAUCAAGAGGCUCAAGGAGAUGGUGGCCCAGCAGAUGAGCCCCAGCAGCCUGUCAGCCCUGCUGUCCAGUCAGGAGCCCCUAAACCCUGUCCAAAUGGAGGAGAAGCCGUUGCCCUCACCUGUGAUCCAGCAUGACACGGAGGCUGAGAAGCAGCUGAUCCGGGAGGAGUAUGAGGAGCGCCUGGCCCAGCUGAGGGCCGACUAUGAGGCAGAGCAGGAGUCCAGGGCCCGGCUGCAAGAGGACAUCGCUGCCAUGCGCAACUUGUAUGAUGUGAAGCUGUCCACACUGGAGGAGAGCCUGCGCAAGGAGACAGAGGCCGUCAUGAAGGCAGAAGUCAUCUACAAGGCUGACGUCAUGUCCAGGGCCGAGUUUGCCAACAGGUCUGAGUAUGCGUCCACUUUCCAGUACAAGAAGCCUGAGGUCUACUCCAUAUUCGAUGAUCCAUUCAGUGAGGACAUCGCUAAGGCUGGGGUUUCUUCCCUGUUUGAGGACCUGCCCAAGGUGGAGACCUCCAAGUGUGAGAUUUUUUUUGGGUUUGAUGACUCAUCCACACUCGAAGAAACCUCCGCGUCUGAGGCCUUCCUUGGGUUCGAGGAGCCCUCCAACCUGGAGUUCUCUUCCAUGCCCGAGGUGGAGGCCAAGAGCAAAUACUUCCUGGAUGAGGAUCUCAGCCAGGAAGCCCUCCUGGAGGAGGAGCCCCAGGUGAUGUCCCUGGAGCUGCUACCAGGCCUGCACGACCCAUUUGCCGAGGUAGAAGCCAAGCUGGCCAGGCUGUCCUCCACCGUGGCUGCGGAAGAUGUACCCCAAGUGGACGUACCCAAGGUCGCCAUGCAGGAGGUUGACCUGGGCCCAAAAGUGGCCAAAGAGGAGGUGUUGACAGUAGAAGCUGGCGUGAAGACUGAGGCUGAGGCCCAGCCCCCACCUGCCAUGACAAGCUCGAGUACGGACAGUGUGGGUGUGGAGGUGGCAGUGCUGGCUGAUGACCUGAUGCCCAUUGUGGACCAGCAGCAGGUGCUCGCCCGAUUCGGUCACGUUUGCCUCCUCCAUGCUGGCAGUUUGCAGCUGUUGCAGCAGCAGGUGGUCGGUGGGGAACAGGCCAAGAACAAGGACCUGAAGGAGAAGCACCGGCGGCGGAAGCGCUAUGCAGACGAGCGCAGAAAGCAGCUGGUGGCUGCCCUGCAGAACUCCGACGAGGACAGUGGGGACUGGGUGCUGCUCAAUGUCUACGACUCCAUCCAAGAGGAAGUGAGGGCCAAGAGCAAGCUGCUUGAGAAGAUGCAGCGCAAGCUUCGGGCAGCAGAGGUGGAGAUCAAAGACCUGCAGUCGGAGUUCGAGUUAGAAAAGAUCGAUUACCUGGCCACCAUCCGUCGGCAGGAGCGUGACUUUAUGCUCUUCCAGCAGCUCCUGGAGCAAGUGCAGCCCCUGGUUCGCCGGGACUGUAACUACAGCAACCUGGAGAAGAUCAGGCGCGAGUCCUGCUGGGAUGAGGACAGUGGCUUCUGGAAGAUCCCCAAGCCUGUCAUCAUCGAAACCUGCCUCCCAGUAGCAGUUUCAACAGGGCCACGGAACAAAGCAGUCCGGAAAACCUCUGCAGCAGACAACGGCGAACUAGGCAUGCAGGAAGAAGACCGCUACAAGCUGAUGCUCAGUCAGAGUGACAGUGAAAAUAUUGCCAGUAACUACUUCCGGCCCAAGCGGGCCAGCCAGAUCCUCGGCACAGAUCCCAUGAAGAGCCUCUCACAUCACAACUCGCCGCCAAGCCUCAGCUGCCUCCUCAGCAACAGCUCUGCCUUCCCACUCGCCCAGGCCCCUGAAAUGCCCCAACCCCGGCCCUUCCGCCUCGAGUCCCUCGACAUCCCCUUCACCAAGGCCAAGCGUAAGAAAAGCAAAAGCAGCUUUGGCAAUGAGCCUCUGUGAACACAGCUACCUGCUGCCCUGCCGUUGGCCUCUGUGAGACUGCCAGGCCCUCCCAGGGCCGCCCCAGCCAGGAUUCCUCCUACCUGCCCCAUAGUGACCCAGGGGGCCAGAGGGGGCCCUCGCCCUGGGAAGACACAUUCCCUUCCCUGUUCCCCAGAGAGCCCACUUCUGCCUGACGUGGGUGCCCCUCGGAGGCUGGACCAUCCUUGGAGAGGUCCACCCUGGCUCUCCACGCCACUUCAGUGUUUCCAUCGUCUCGCCUGCCACAGACCUGCCAUUUACCCCACCAGUAUGGUUUGUGCCUCGAUGGGCUCGGAAGCCUCAGCUCAGCCUCAAGGCCUUCACCAGCAGCCCCAACAGAGUGGGCAGCAACUUUCACGUGGCUCAAGCUCAAUAUCUCGAUGAUUGAAAAUUGUGCCUCCGUCCAGUUGGCCCCACUUCCUGGGGGAAUCCCUGCGGGAUGGGUACGUGCAUCCUGUUCCCCCUCCUGCCCAUUCCCAGCUGGUCUGUGGCCCAGAGGAGGCCACUCCAUAUUAAGCUGCCCCAAUAAACUGCC
Messenger RNA from Hipposideros armiger (great roundleaf bat), 3578 nucleotides. RefSeq names its product kinesin family member 17 (gene KIF17). The record is from RefSeq and is a predicted model, not a curated record. The transcript is spliced from 14 exons. Gene Ontology annotation, molecular function: microtubule motor activity; ATP binding; microtubule binding. Lineage: Eukaryota; Metazoa; Chordata; Mammalia; Chiroptera; Hipposideridae. Gene Ontology annotation, biological process: microtubule-based movement. Bases 38 to 3022 code for a protein of 994 amino acids.